Messenger RNA from Candida tropicalis MYA-3404, 1356 nucleotides. RefSeq names its product mannosylinositol phosphorylceramide synthase catalytic subunit (gene MIT1). The transcript has a single exon. The record is from RefSeq and is a predicted model, not a curated record. Gene Ontology annotation, molecular function: mannosyltransferase activity. Bases 1 to 1356 code for a protein of 451 amino acids. NCBI's taxonomy places the organism in Eukaryota, Fungi, Ascomycota, Pichiomycetes, Serinales, Debaryomycetaceae. Gene Ontology annotation, biological process: mannosyl-inositol phosphorylceramide biosynthetic process.
AUGAAGAAGGAAUUAAAAGUCAUAAUAUGGGCCCAUGUUGCUCUAGUAAUUUAUUUGUUAUAUUUAUGUUUUGAUUUGCUCACGCUUAUUCCGGAUGAUAUGUUUAGUGAUGCCUUACUAGACUUUGAAAUUAAUCCUUCUCCAAAUAGUCCAAAUUUGAACAAACAAGCAAUUAUACCGAAAAUUAUCCACCAAACUUAUAAAACAAAUGAUAUUCCAGACGCUUGGAAGCAAGGUCAACAAGCUUGUAUUAAUUUGCAUAAUGAUUACCAAUAUAUUUUAUGGACAGAUGAAAUGGCCAGGGAAUUUAUUAGCAAAGAAUUUGAAUGGUUUUUGGAAACUUGGGAUAACUAUAUGUACCCAAUUCAAAGAGCCGAUGCUAUUAGAUACUUUGUCUUGUAUCAUUAUGGUGGUAUCUAUAUUGAUUUAGAUGACGGGUGUAAACGUAAAUUGGAUCCAUUAUUGACUGUGCCUGCCUUUGUUAGAAAAACUGCACCAACAGGGGUCUCCAAUGAUGUCAUGGGUAGUGUUCCACAUCAUCCUUUUUUCUUGAAAGUGAUUCAAAAUUUGGAAAAGUACCAAAGAAACUGGUUUAUUCCUUAUUUAACUAUUAUGAUUUCCACAGGUCCAUUGUAUUUGUCAUUAAUCUGGAAACAAUACAAGCGUUGGGGUGUCCCAGAAGCAGGUAAGGUUAGAGUUAUGAUGACUGAACAUUAUAAAGGGAACCCAUAUUCAUAUUUUGCCAUUGCUUCUGGCUCCUCAUGGCAUAUGGGUGAUGCAAAUUUUAUUAAAGGAUUAGGAGAUCAUCUUGUAUUGGCUGUUAUUGGAGGUUUCUUGCUUGGAAUGGCUAUUUUAGCUACAGAAUAUUUGUUCUAUUGCUGGGUAACAUCAAAUAGUUUCAAGAAGAUGAUCAACAAAAUUUUCAGUAUCAUGUGGUCUGUUUUUAUGGGAUUUUUGAGAUUUUUACAUUUGGAUAAGUUUUUAACUAAGGGGUCACUCAGUAGUGGAGGUAGCCAUGAUUAUAACGAACUUUUACCAACUCACAAAGAUGACAAGAAAACCAAAUUAUCUUCUAUAUUUAAUAUAGUGGGCCAUCAAGCUAAGAUCAAAAGAAGAAACAGAAAAGAUUCCAAUUUACCAAUAGAAAUUGGUCUUUUAGACAAACUCAGUGUUGAUACUAUUGUUGUAGAGGACAACGACAACAAGUGCAACAAAUCUACCGAUAGUCUUUUAUUAUCACCAAUUAAUGACAUUAACGAACUGCCUCAUUCAACACCACCAGGUUCACCUUCGCAUGUAACUCAACCGCUACUCGAUUCAGAAACUAUUAAUAGAAUGAAUGAUGAAAUUGUAUAA